AUGAAGAAGCUGUUUAUGGGCUGCCCCCCAGACCAGACCGCCUUCACCCCCACCGGAGACUGCUGCCCCAAGUGUGCCCGCCAUGGAGCAUCCUGUUCCUGGGAGGGCCAUGAGUACAGGGAUGGGGAGGAGUGGAGGCCCAGCCUGUGUUCUAUGUGUGUGUGUAACAACCGGUUAUCUCAGUGCUAUGCAGCAGAGUGUCAGCCUGUCGCCUGCAAACAGGGCCAGACCAAAGUGAAGAGGGCGGGGCAGUGUUGUGACGAGUGUGUUGCCGCCAAGGGCAGCUGCCUGUAUGAGCUCACCGUCCGUUACCACGGUGACAUGUGGAAUGGCACCGGCUGCGAGUUCUGCACCUGCGAGAAGGGACAGGUCCUCUGCCAGAGAGCCCAGUGUGCCCGAGUCGAAUGCCCGACGGGUUCAGAGCUGGUCCACCUGCCAGGGAAGUGUUGUCCUGAGUGUCACUCCAUGAAGACCUCGUGUGUUUACCCAGACCCUGAUCAGUCCUCUGGGAAACCACAGAGACCACUAGCGAACCAGGAGAGAUGGAGUGAGGGCCCCUGUAGGGAAUGUGAGUGUCGUGAAGGUAGGGUGACCUGCUACCUGACAUCCUGUCCCACCUGCCCCCUGGGGACCCUGGCUGUACCCCAACAGGGAACCUGCUGCCCAGAGUGUAAACAGGUCCAGUGCCAGAGGGACUGUCUGUCCUGCGUUGGGACCCCUGACCACUGUGAGAUCUGUAAGGACUCUAACUAUCUGCUGCUGGACGGACGCUGUGUGUCCACUUGUCCUCGCGGUUACUAUGCCAACGGAAAAGUGUGUGCAGCCUGCCAGUCAUCCUGUGCCACCUGUGAGAAUGACUUAGAGUGCUCGUCCUGUGGGGGGUCCUUGCUAUUAAACAACAGGCAGUGCGUGGCCACCUGUGACCCCGGGUCCUACCAGGACCACACACAGUGCCUGCGUUGCCAUGCAUCCUGUUCAGUGUGUGUGGGACCGAGCCAGCAGGAGUGUGUGUCGUGUUCUGACCCGUCCCACCUGCUCAGAGAUGGACUCUGUGUCCCAGAUUGUGGAUCAGGCUUCUACACCCAACAAGGCACCUGUUAUGCCUGUCACAGCUCCUGCUGGUCCUGCUCCGGCACCACUGCGUCCCAGUGUACCCUCUGUUCCCAGGGACUGUCCUUACACCAGGGCCAGUGUCUGGAGGCCUGCGGAGAGGGGCUGUAUCAUCUGGAUGGGACCUGCCUCAAAUGCCACACUUCCUGUUUACAGUGCACAGGAGGAAGUAGUCAGAACUGUACUUCCUGUGCCCAGCCCUACGUCCUCCAGGAAGGCCAGUGUGUCCCCAGAUGUCCCCCAGGACACACCGUCCAGGACAACACCUGCCAAGGGUGCCACCCGUCCUGCCAGGAGUGUUCAGGUACGUCUCAGGCUGACUGUGUGUCCUGCCCCCCCCUGGCCAACUUCAACAACGGCUACUGCAGGACUAGCUGUCCAGAUGGACUGUUCUUACACUCCCAAGGAUUCUGCCAGGAAUGCAGCAGUGAUUGCCAGCGCUGUGUGGCAGACCUCCAGACGGGCAUGGGCAGUGUGUGUCUGUGGUGUAAGAUUGCUAGGACCCUGUCGCUAGGAGACCACUGUGUCACCCGCUGUCCCCAAGGUUACUACCCCUGGCACGGAGCCUGCAAGAGAUGCCAUACUUCCUGUGAGGGUUGCAGUGGGGAGUGGCCUCUGUCCUGUACUUCCUGUCCCACCCCCAGCGUUCUACUGACCUCAGGUCUCUGUGGCCCCGCCUGCCCCUUGGGUUACUAUGCCGACAGAGACAGACGCUGCAGAGCCUGUGACAGCCGGUGCCGGUCCUGUGAGAUGGGUGGAGUGUGCACGUCGUGCCGUGACCCGGGCAAGGUUCUGCUGUUUGGAGAGUGUCAGUACGACAGCUGUGCCCACCAAUACUACCUCAACACCACCACGCGCACCUGCAGAGAGUGUGAUUGGAGCUGUAAUACGUGUAAGGGUCCUCUGCAUACUGACUGUCUACAGUGUAUGGAGGGACAUGUUCUGCAGGACGGACUCUGUGUCCAGGGCUGCUCCCCAGGGUCCUACCAGGAUGGAGAGAGAUGCCUCAGUUGUGAUGAGCACUGUGAGGGAUGCCAGGGUCCAGGUCAGUGUGGGCGAUGCCAGCCUCCCUAUGCCACCCUGCAGGGCCACUGUGUGUUGGAGUGUGGAAGGAACUACUUUCUGGACUCCUCUCUACAGAUUUGUACAUCAUGCUCUGCUGACUGUGUGGAGUGUGAGGGGAUGGGUCGUUGCACCAUCUGUAGACAGAACACCUACCUAAGAGACAGAUACUGCACUCCGGACUGUGGACACGGUUUCUAUGCUGAUAAGAAGACCAGGACUUGCCAUGCUAACAGCCAGGCCCCAACCCUGCGUAUCACUGGAUCUCUGUUGGUGCCCAUCGGGGGAACCAAACCCCUUGUCUCCACCCUGCUCAUUGCCCAGGACCAAGACAGCCCCCCAGAGAGCCUGGUGUUCCAGCUGCUGCAGCCCCCCUCUACAGGCUGCGUGGUUGUCCUGGAGGGGGGCAGGGAGAAAGAGAUGGCCCGGGACGACACCUUCUCCUGGGCUCAGCUACAGAGUGGACAGGUCCGCUUCACACACGACAAGGACAAGGCCAGGAGUGGACAGUUCUCCGUACGUGUGGCUGACCCUCAGCUCUUCUCCCAAGCAGAGACCAUCCAGGUCCACGCAGUGUCCAUGCAGGACGUCCUGGUCAUGGUUCUGGACCCACCCCAACAUGGCUGCCUGACCCGUCUCCAUGGCGACCGGGCGCUGAGCCAAUUCAAGAUGGAGGAGUUGUCACGGGAACAGGUGCAGUACGUCCAUGACGGGUCGCUGGGGAAAUGGGACAGGAUGCUGCUACAGGUCAACGAUGGACACAGCUACCAGAACAUUCUACUGCAGAUCAGCAUCACUCAGAAGCUUACCCAAGCUCCUCAUGUUCUGUCGGUGCCCGUCACCUGGGUGAGAGAGGGAGGCAUGGUACAGCUGGGGAAGAGGUAUCUGAGGGCAGGGUAUCAGGGUGCCAGUGAUGACCAGAUUGUCUACACCAUAGUGCGCUCCAAAGGAAGACCCAAACAUGGUGAAGUGGUGUUGGUGCCCAUGCCAGCCGACGGCCCGGUGGAAGGUUGGCAGCCCUCGCCUGAUGACAGAAUCUCUACCCCCACCUCCUCCUUCACUCAGCAGGAUGUGAAUGAGGGCACUGUGUGGUACAAACACUUUGGCAUUGCCGGGGCCAGUGGGCCGCAAGGAGAAACCUUCCAGUUCCAGGUGUCCAGUGAGGGUUCUCCAGACACACUCAGUGAUGCUCAGACCUUCACCAUCGGAGUGAUGCCUGAACUCCCAGGGUUCCCCCAGCCUGCACCCAGCUGUGACCUACAGAUAACUGUUCUGUGGAGCAUCGUGACAGAGCCUACAACCCAGUGUCCUUCUUCACCCAAGCUGACGUCAACCAGGGCCGGAUCCUGUACCGCCUCCCCCAGGGCCCCCUCUCACCUCCAGGAGCUCUACCAAUUCUCUUUCACUGUGUCGGAUGGGGAACACACUACUCCAGAGAUGGACUUUGCCAUCCAGCUGUUGGUCAACCACCAGCAGCCCCCCAUCUUCCAGAUCCUAGACCCUGUUCUGGAGGUCAGCAUGGGGGGACAAACCCCUAUAGGUGGGCAGCAGCUGGCAGUAACUGACGCAGACACGGCUCCUGAUGAGUUGGAGCUGGUGGAAGGACCGGUCCAUGGGACCCUGGUCAAGAUGGAGUUGGACUCACAGACUGAGAUGAUGAGCGGUGACACGUUCUCUUUCAGUGAAGUGACCCGUAACGUUCUGCAGUACCAACACUCCGGCUUCUCCACUGACGAGGACGCCAUCACCUUCUCCACGGCGACGGCGGCGGUACAGGUGGUUGUGCUGGGUGACGGGCCCAGGAGAGACCCAGAGACCCUGCUAUCCAUGGAGGUUCCUGAGAACAGUAGUAGCGUCAUCAGACGUACUCACCUGGGCUACACGAGCAACACCUCUCCAGAUGAGAAGAUCCGUAUUCAGCUGGUGUCGGUUCCUAUGUACGGCAUCCUGACCAGGACAGGGUCAGACCCAGACCAACGGGAGAUGACAGAGGACUCCUCUUUCACUGUGGACGACGUCAACAAACACAAGAUCAGGUACAUCACUUCCAUUGAGACAGGAAACCAACCAGUGACGGACAUCUUCCAUUUCAUUGUUUAUGACGGUGAAAACAAUCGCCUUGACAACCAGAUGUGUACCAUCACCAUCACCUCCAAGCAGAGACAGCCUCCAGUGGUCACUGUCCGCAGUGGCAUCAAGGUCCAGGGAGGAGGACGAGUCCAGCUGUCAACCAAUCACAUCAAUGUAUCAGAUCUGGACACACCCAACAAGGACCUGCUGGUUUGGAUGAUCAGCGUACCCAAAUAUGGCUUCAUUGAGAACACGAGAGGAAGUGUGGGCUCGAUGGGCGGUUCAAAUACCCGCAUCAUCAGUCCAGAGGUUCCCUUCUCUGUGGAUGACCUGACGACUGACCACAUCUUCUACGUUCAGAACGUCCAGAACACUGACCAUCACUACCAGGACACCUUCUCUUUCUACAUCAGUGAUGGGUCCAGUCAGACAGAGGCCUUCAAUGUCUAUAUAGACAUAAAGAGUAAAGGGGAGACGGUGCCGGUGGUGUCAGUGAACAGGGUCCAGGUGGAGGAGAACUCAGGAGUGGUCAUCACUAACUCUUCUCUCAACGUCCUGGACCAAGACACACCAGACAGUGACAUCAUCAUCACCGUCACCAAGCAACCUGCCUACGGCAAGCUGCGUAGACGCCAGUUCUACUCCCAGCCUCUGGAGAACGGUAGGGUCCUGUCUCAGGGCUCCACAUUCACCUACCAGGACGUGUUGGACCUGCUGCUGGUGUACGCCCCUGACGCGGCCAGCGGGGGCAGUGACGAGCUAGCCUUCUCCCUGACCGACGGCAUCCACACCAGCACCGGACGGCUCACCUUCACCAUGGACGUCAGGAAGACUGAAGGACCGAGGAUGACAGUUAACAGAGGCCUGCAGCUGGCCGCAGGCUCAGCGUCUAAGAUCACUGAGCAGAACCUGAAGGGAUCGGAUUCAGACACAGACAGCCUGAAGCUGAGGUACAUCCUGAUCAAAGACCCUCCAGUAGGAAGACUACAGCUUUCUAAAAGAGGAGGAGGACAGGACAAGGUGGCUGUUAAAGGACCUGUCAAGAGCUUCACACAGGAGGAGGUCAACAAAGGUCUGUUGGAGUACAGUCACGAGAAGGGAGAGAAAGGAGGGAGCAUCUCCUUCAAGUUCAACCUGGUGGAUCCAGAGGGCAACAAACUGAUCGACCAGUCUUUCUACAUCAGUGCACUAGGUAGGUUCCAGUUCUUCUUUAUCAGUGUACCAGAGGACCGCCUGCCCCCCUCUGUGGUAGUGAAUAAGGGUCUGGUGUUGGAUGAGAACUCAGUGAAGAAGCUGACUACUCUCCAGCUGUCAGCUACAGACCAGGACAGUGAGCCUGGAGAACUCGUGUACCGCAUCACCAGGCAGACAGUGCUGGGGCAUCUGGAGCACGCCAGCACCCCAGGAAGCCGCAUCACUUCCUUCUCCCAGGCUGACCUGGCUUCACGUAGCAUCCAGUACGUUCACACCAGCGAAGAAGAGAAGCAUGCAGAUGAGUUCUCAUUCAUCAUGUCUGACGGGACUAAUGAGGUUGCCCAGACGUUCUACAUCACCAUACGGCCAGUGGAUGACUCCCUCCCCCUGCUGGUGGUUCCUGGGAUGAGGGUUCAGGAGGGGGUCAGGAAGACCAUCACUGAGUUUGAACUGAAGGCCACCGACGCUGACACAGAGGAGGAGUCCAUCACCUUUACCAUAGUCCAGGCCCCCCGUCACGGCAAUAUUGAGCGGACCAACAACGGACAGCACUACCGUCAGACCAACAGCUUCACCAUGGAUGACAUCUACCAGAACAGAAUCAGCUACAACCACGAUGGCUCCAACUCACUGAAGGACAGAUUCACCUUCACUGUAACUGACGGGACUAACGUCUUCUUUAUGGUGGAGGAGGGGGGCAAGGAGGUGUUGACUGCUGCACCCCAAAUGUUUAAGAUAGACAUUCUGCCUGUUGAUGAUGGAACACCUCGUAUCGUCAUUAACCUGGGUCUGCAGUGGCUGGAGUACAUGGACAACAAGGCCACCAACCUGAUCAGUAAGAAGGAGCUGUUGACCAUGGACCCGGACACAGACGAUGGUCAGCUGCUCUAUGAGGUCACAGCAGAGCCUAAACACGGCUUCCUGGAGAGCAAACUGAAACCUGGCGCUCCCAUCACCGGCUUCACACAAGCCGACAUUAACCUGGGCUUGAUACGCUACGUGCUCCAUGAGGAGAGCGUGACAGAGAUCAUGGACAACUUCAAGUUCCUGGUGAAGGACAGCAAGCCCAACAUUGUCUCUGAUAACUUCUUCCAUAUCCAGUGGUCCCUCAUCAGCUUCCAACACAGGAGCUACAAUGUGAGUGAGAAGGCGGGCACGGUGUCGGUCACAGUGAAGAGGAUGGGUAACCUGAACCAGUAUGCCAUCGUGCUGUGUCGUACUGAGCAGGGCACUGCCACCUCUACCUCCAGUGUUGGCUCUCGCCCCGGACAGCAGGACUAUGUGGAGUAUGCUGGACAGGUCCAGUUUGACGAGCGUGAGGACACCAAGGUGUGUACCAUAGUGAUCCAGGAUGACAAGGUGUUUGAGGGCGUGGAGAGUUUCCAGGUGGAGCUGAGCAUGCCUGUCUAUGCCCUCCUGGGUCAGAUGACCCGCGCCAGCGUCAACAUCAACGACACAGAGGACGAACCCACGCUGCAGUUUGACAAGAAGACCUACCACGUCAACGAGAGCACCGGGUUUAUACAGGCCCCUAUAGAGAGGAAAGGUGACACCAGCAGUACGAUCUCAGCUCUCUGUUACACGGUCCCUAAGUCAGCCCAGGGUAGCAGUCUACACGCCCUGGAGUCUGGUUCUGACUAUAAGAGUCGAGGUAUGACUGGUGACAGCAGGGUCGUCUUCGGCCCCGGUGUCUCUAUGUCCACCUGCGACGUCAAGCUCAUCGACGACAGCGAAUACGAACUCUCCGAGGAGUUUGAGCUCCACCUAUCGGACGCCUCGGAUAAUGCCCGCAUGGGUGACGUCAGUGUGGCGAAGGUGGUUAUCGACGGGCCAAAUGAUGCUUCGACGGUAUCCCUGGGCAGUGCUACGUUUACGUUCAGCGAGGACGCCAGCACCAUAGAGAUCCCAGUGCUGCGGCAGGGCAGUGACCUGUCGUCUGUGACCUCUGUGUGGUGUGCCACACGGCCCUCUGACCCCCCCUCCGCCACCCCCGGGGUCGACUACAUCCCCUCCUCGAGGAAGGUGGAGUUCAAAGCCGGCAAGACUAUUGAGACGUGCAGUCUGACCAUCAUGGAUGACAUCCAGAACCCGGCCAUCGAGGGGGCUGAGUCCUUCGUAGUGUUCCUCUCCUCCCCUCAGGGGGCCGUCCUUCUGGAACCCUUCGAAGCCUCCGUGGUCAUCACUGAUACCUUGGACCUUCCCAGCAUGCAGUUUGAGAAGACGGCAUACAAGGUGAAGGAGAAUGAGGGUGUGCUGAGCAUCCCCAUCGUUAGAACGGGAGACCUGACGUUCCAGUCCUCUGUCCUCUGCUUCACACGCACCAUGUCUGCCAUGGUCAUGGACGACUUCGAGGAGAGGAGGAACGCUGACGACUCACGUAUCAUCUUCCUCAAGGGAGAGAAGGUUAAGAACUGCACGGUGCACAUCAAUGACGACUCUGUGUUCGAGCCUGAGGAGGAGUUCCAGGUGCAUCUUGGGACGCCGCUGGGGGACCACUGGAGCGGAGCCUUGGUGGGAGUUAGUGACAUGGUCACGGUAAUCAUCACUAACGACGAGGACGCCCCCACCAUAGAGUUUGAGCAGACGUCGUACCAGGUGCGGGAGCCCCCUGGGCCAGACGGCAUCGAGGUGCUUAACAUCAAGGUGGUUAGGACAGGAGACCAGGACCGCACCUCCAAGGUCCGCUGCAGCACCCGGGACGGUUCAGCCCAGUCCGGAGUGGACUACAACCCCAAGAGCAGAGUCCUCAAGUUCACACCUGGCAUGGACCACAUCCUGUUCAAGGUGGAGAUUCUGUCCAAUGAGGACAGGGAGUGGCACGAGUCCUUCUCAUUGGUCCUCGGCCCUGACGACCCAGUGGAGGCGGUGCUUGGAGAGAUCACCACGGCAAGAGUCACCAUCCUCGACCAGGAAGCUGCGGGGAGUCUCAUCCUUCCGGCCACACCUAUUGUGGUGUCCCUGUCAGACUAUGACAACGUGGCUGAGGUGUCUAAGGAGGGCAGUAAGAAGCAGCCGGCGCCUGGUUACCCCCUGGUGUGUGUGACACCUUGUGACCCCCACUACCCCAAAUACUCUGUGAUGAGGGAGCGCUGCGAGGAGGCAGGCAUCAACCAGACCUCUGUUCACUUCUCCUGGGAGGUGGCUGCCCCUACAGACAACAACGGGGCCAGGUCACCCUUCGAGACCGUCACUGAUACCACACCCUAUACUGGGGUUAACCAUAUGGUCCUGGACAGUAUAUAUUUCUCUCGGCGGUUCCAUGUGCGCUGUGUGGCCCAGGCCCGGGACAAGUCCGGACAUCUUGGAACACCCCUGAGGAGUAACAUAGCAACCAUCAGCACCGAGAGCUCCAUUUGCCACACCACCGUUACCACGGGAACCGCCAGAGGGUUCCAGGCGCAGUCGUUCAUCGCCACGCUGAAGUACCUGGAUGUCAAACAAAAGGAGCACCCGAAUCGAAUCCACAUCUCGGUGCAGAUCCCCCACCAGGAUGGUAUGCUGCCCCUAGUGUCCAGCAUGCCCCUCCACAACCUGCACUUCCUGCUGUCAGAGUCCAUCUACAGACAGCAGCACAUCUGUUCUAACCUGGUCACUCUCAAAGACCUGCAGGGGGUCUCCGAGACAGGUUUCCUGGAUGAUGUCCAGUAUGACAGUAUCUCUCUUGGUCCGGGUUAUGACAGACCCUACCAGUUCAACCCCAGUGUCAGAGAGGCUAAGAGCAUCCAGCUGUACAAACACCUCAACCUGAAGAGCUGUAUCUGGACCUUUGAUGCUUACUACGACAUGACAGAACUCAUAGAUGUCUGUGGAGGCUCCGUCACAGCUGACUUCCAGGUGCGUGACUCGGCCCAGUCGUUCCUGACGGUGCAGGUUCCUCUCUAUGUGUCCUAUAUCUACGUUACAGCUCCCAGGGGCUGGGCCUCUCUGGAACACCACACUGAAAUGCAGUUCUCUUUCUUCUAUGAUACCGUGCUCUGGAGGACAGGCAUCCAGACAGACAGCGUUCUGUCAGCCAGACUCCAGAUCAUCCGGAUCUACAUAAGAGAUGACGGUCGUCUGGUCAUCGAGUUCAAAACACAUGCCAAGUUCAGGGGUCAGUCCUCAAAGUUCAGGGGUCAGUCCUCAAAGUUCAGGGGUCAGUCCUCAAAGUUCAGGGGCCAGUUUGUCCCAGAACACCACACCCUGCCUGGCCAAAAGUCCUACCUGAUGGCCCCGGACCACCUGGGGGGGAUAGAGUUUGACAUGCAGCUCAUUUGGAGCGCCCAGUCCUUUGAUUCUCCCUACCAGCUCUGGAGGACCACCUCCUCUUACAGCAGGAAGGACUACUCCGGGGAGUACACAGUGUUUCUGAUCCCCUGUACCGUGCAGCCCACCCAGCCCUGGACCGACCCUGGAGACAAGCCUCUGUCCUGCACAGCUCACGCCCCAGAGAAGUUCCAGUUACCUAUAGCCUUCCUGCAGACCAACCUGCCCUCCCUCCCUCCCUCCCUCAGGUUCCAGUUACCUAUAGCCUUCCAGCAGACCAACCGGCCAGUCCCUGUGGUAUACUCCCUCAACACUGAAUUUCAGCUGUGCAACAAUGAGAAGGUGUUCAUGAUGGACCCAGCCAUCUCUGACAUGUCCAUGGCUGAGAUGGACUACAAGGGAGCCUUCUCAAUGGGCCAGACACUGUACGGCAGGGUGCUGUGGAACCCAGAGCAGAACCUGAAUGCAGCCUACAAGCUGCAGCUGGAGAAAGUGUACCUGUGUACGGGACGGGAUGGACACGUGCCUUUCUUCGACCCCACAGGGACUCUGUACAACGAGGGCCCUCAGUACGGCUGCAUCCAGCCCAACAAACACCUCAAACACAGGUUCCUGAUCCUGGAUCGGAAGCAGCCAGAUGUCUGUGAUAGGUGCUUCCAUGACGUUCCCUUCGAGGCCAACUUUGCAUCAGAUAUAACCGGACUACAGACCGUGACAGCCAUGCCUGGUGUUGAUGGGUUUACCAUGAAGGUUGAUGCCCUGUACAAGGUGGAGACGGGGCAUCAGUGGUACCUGCAGGUGAUCUAUGUGAUUGGUCCAGAGUCCAUCUCCGGCCCCAGGAUCCAGCGCUCUCUGACCCAUCAGCUUGCCCACAGCAGCGGUAGGGGGCGGGCUCGCAGGGACCUGACCAAUCAGCUGAGCCAAAGCAUCGGCCACAGCCAUGCUCGCCGGGACCUGGUGGACCGAAGCGGGCAUCUCACCCUCGACGAGUCUCUGAUCUACGAUAACGAGGGCGACCAGACGAAGAAUGGAACCAACAUGAAGACUCUCCGACUCGAGGUCCCCGCCGCCUCCACCUUUAACCCCCAGAUGGGCGGGUCUAUGGGCGGGGGCGUGGCUGUGCUGACCCUGCUGGUCCUCGUCCUGCUGGGUUCCUGUUUACUCUUCAGGAAGUGCCGACGGUCGGCUGGGAAGAAGCCAUCCAAGAUGGCGGAGGAGUACCCUCUGAACACCAAGGUAGAGGUGUAUCUAGAGAAGACCCUGGAGAAGAACUUCAGCUCCAAACACUGCACAGUUAGGAACAUCAACCUCAACAUCAACCGGAAUCACGACAACGUCAACUCUAAGGUCAACAGAGGGGCAAAGGUCAACGGAGCGGCGAAGGUCAGGCAGGUCAACCUGAAGGUCAAGCUCCACAACAACCUCCACAACGACGGCACUGAGGUCUGA
Coregonus clupeaformis (lake whitefish) is the source of this 11130-nucleotide messenger RNA. Its product is annotated as extracellular matrix organizing protein FRAS1-like. Lineage: Eukaryota; Metazoa; Chordata; Actinopteri; Salmoniformes; Salmonidae. The transcript has 66 exons. Bases 1 to 11130 code for a protein of 3709 amino acids. Gene Ontology annotation, cellular component: membrane. Gene Ontology annotation, biological process: cell communication. Gene Ontology annotation, molecular function: protein binding. The record is from RefSeq and is a predicted model, not a curated record.